AUGCGCAUGGCGAUGAUUGUCGAGUACGAUGGAACCGAAUACAGUGGAUUUCAGUACCAGAAGAACGCCCGCACCAUCCAGGAGGAGAUUGAAAAAGCAAUAGAGUCGCUCACUGCGGAAGCGGUCAGGAUCAAGGCGGCGGGUCGCACCGACGCCGGUGUCCACGCGCUGGGUCAGGUCGUAGCAUUCGAUACGGAGGCUCCUUACGAUCCCGCGACCGUUCUGAGGGCGCUGAACGCAAGGCUCCCACAGGACAUAGCCGUGAGAUCGGCCCGAAGAGUGAGUCCGGAGUUCGAUCCCCGUCGCGACGCUGUCAGUAGGCUGUACAGGUAUACGGUCCUGGUGUCCGGGGUGAGGUCACCGCUGAUGAGGCGCACGGCCCACAGGAUUCAGCGUCAGCCGGACCUGGAAUCCAUGCGAGCCGCGGCAGCACACAUGGAGGGAAUCAACGACUUCGCCAACUUCGGCGGAGCACUUGAGAACCUGGAGGCCAGCACGAUCAGGCGGAUCGACAGGAUCGACUUGGAGACCGACGACAGCCUGGUCAAAAUCGAUGUGGAGGGAAACGCGUUUCUCCCCCACCAGGUGCGCAGAAUGGCAGGCGCGCUGCUGGACGUAGGAACGGGCAGACUGACAGUAAGCGACGUAUCGAAGCAGAUUUCAUUGGCCGGCGAUGCUCCGCCGGCGCGGGCACUUCCUCCGAACGGGUUGUGUCUAAUCCGAGUGAAUUACAUAGACGGCCCGGUCUGA
Geodia barretti is the source of this 750-nucleotide messenger RNA. NCBI's taxonomy places the organism in Eukaryota, Metazoa, Porifera, Demospongiae, Tetractinellida, Geodiidae. The record is from the annotation of a GenBank genome assembly.